UCCUGAGGUAAACAGUAAAAUGAUCCUGCACCUCCGCUUGAUCCGAAAUCGCACCGAUGACCAUGAUCAGCCAGCAUCCAAGACAUGAACUUGCUUUGCGUGGCGUUCUUGACAGCCAACGCUGGCCCAACAGCAUCCGGCAUACCUCAAAAGGUGGACCCGACGCUCACGAUGCCCACAUUUCUCUGUCUGUCUGCGAGCAGAUCGGCACUCAGGCCGACGAUGACCCUGAGGACGAGUAGUCCGAUUGCACAGAACGCUGGGGUUGUUGCCCCACCCCCACCGUACUAGAGCUCCCCCAGAGCUCUUAUGAGCUCAUCCCGCAUUGACAGCUGUAUUGUAUCUCAACAUUAUUCUCAAGUCCUCGAGAUUUCUGCUAGCUUUCCUCAAUUCUAACACAUCGCCCUUCUGACACUUCUUCAUAAUCGUUUGCAGCAAUGGCAAUUCCUUUCCGACAGUCCCAGCGCAAGCAGUCGCGUCAACUGUCGACGGACCCCCGCAAUGAGCUCCACCCUCAAGUUGACCACUACAUCGGUAUCGACGUUGGUACUGGUAGUGCCAGAGCCUGCAUCAUGAAUGAUCAGGGAGACAUCGUUGGACUGGCAUCAGAGAACAUUGGCCUCUGGCAACCACAAACUGGCUACUAUGAACAAUCCACAACGGAUAUCUGGCGGUGCAUUUGCUCUUCAGUCCGCCGAGCAAUGGAUCAGCACAACAUCGACCAGAGCACUAUCCGCGGUAUCGGCUUCGACGCCACCUGCUCGCUCGCAGUCUUCAGAGACGACACUGAUGAGCCUGUUGCGGUCACCGGACCCAAUUUCGAUAACAAGGAUGGUAACGAUCGCAAUGUCAUCCUAUGGCUCGAUCAUCGGCCUGUAGAGGAAACCAACAAGAUCAACGCUACCGGGCAUAAUCUGCUCCGCUACGUUGGAGGCAAGAUGUCUAUUGAGAUGGAGAUUCCAAAGGUGCUGUGGCUGAAGAACAACAUGCCAAAGGAGCUAUUCGACCGCUGCAAGUUCUACGAUCUGACUGAUGCUCUUACGCAUUUAGCUACUGGCAGUGAAAGCAGAAGCUACUGUAGUGUAGUCUGUAAGCAGGGCUUUGUACCGGUCGGAGUCGAUGGGAGUGUCAAGGGCUGGCAGGAAGACUUCCUGAAGGAGAUUGGACUUGAAGACCUAUGCGAAGACAACUUCAAGCGCAUGGGAGGUGUUGAUAAAGUGAACGGACGCUACCUCACUGCUGGUGAACUUGUCGGUACACUCAGCGAGAAGGCUGCACAGGAGAUGGGCUUACAGCCUGGUAUCGCAGUCGGCAGUGGAGUUAUCGAUGCCUACGCUGGCUGGAUCGGUACAGUUGGUGCCAAAGUCAAGCUCGACGAAGAUACUCUCGACAUGGAUCAACCCAAGAACGACGUCUCACAAGCUUUCACGCGCCUCGCAGCCGUUGCCGGAACAUCGACCUGUCACCUUGCCAUGUCCCGUAACCCGGUCUUCGUCGACGGUGUCUGGGGUCCAUACCGAGACGUCCUACUACCAGACUACUGGAUGGCAGAAGGAGGACAAAGUGCAACGGGUGAAUUGCUCAAACAUGUAAUCGAGACACAUCCAGCUUUCAACGAAGCCGUGUCUGUCGCAGAAACAUACAACACCAACAUCUACGACUACCUCAACGAACACCUACGCGAGAUGGCAGACAAAGAAAAUGCCCCACACAUCGCCUGGCUUGGCCGCCACUUCUUCUUCUACGGUGAUCUCUUCGGCAAUCGCUCGCCCAUCGCCGACCCUAACAUGAAGGGCUCUGUAAUUGGUCUGAGCUCCGACAAGAGUCUCGACAGUCUGGCGCUAUACUACUACGCAACCAUGGAGUUUAUCGCUCUGCAGACACACCAGAUUGUCUCUGCGAUGAAUGCCUCCGGCCACGUUAUUUCCUCAAUCUUCAUGUCUGGUUCUCAGUGCCAGAACAGCCUGCUCAUGCAACUCAUGGCCACCGCAUGCGACAUGCCCGUUCUGAUUCCACGCUAUGUACAUGCAGCUGUGGUGCACGGCGCGGCUAUGCUGGGUGCAAAGGCAGCGAGCACCGACAAGGACGGAAACAGUGAACCGCUUUGGGACAUCAUGGACAGACUGAGCAAGCCUGGAAAAACUGUGAAGCCACUAGCCGACAAGACAGUCAAGAAGUUAUUGGACGCUAAGUACAAGGUGUUCCUGGAGCUGUGUGAGGGACAACAAAGGUACAGGAACGAGGUCGAUGCUGCUAUUGCAGGUUGGUCCAGCAAGUAGUUCCCCCGAGGCGAAAACAGACAGGAAUACGGCAAAGAGAGAGAUGAUAUGCGUCCAUAAUUAAAGAUGUAUUCUAGAUACCAGAUCCUUUGCGAGGAAGUCGUUAGAGCAUACGAUGUCUAUGUAACCUAACUCCCUGCUUAUGUCUCCGAAACAAAAACCAAUACUACACGGCUCAUCU
This is a messenger RNA of Alternaria alternata, 2460 nucleotides long. RefSeq names its product Pentulose kinase. Gene Ontology annotation, molecular function: phosphotransferase activity, alcohol group as acceptor; kinase activity. Gene Ontology annotation, biological process: carbohydrate metabolic process. NCBI's taxonomy places the organism in Eukaryota, Fungi, Ascomycota, Dothideomycetes, Pleosporales, Pleosporaceae. The transcript has 3 exons. The coding region runs from base 438 to 2279 and encodes 613 amino acids. The record is from RefSeq and is a predicted model, not a curated record.